AAAUAAAACAGUGCACUACCAGACUUAGAGUUAAGUUCCAUUUUGUUCCUGUGUCAUCGAGUUUAGUUCCCUCUUCUCCUCUCCGUUUGCUUCUGUUAGAUGUAUGAUUGAGCUUAUGUUAUUCCCUUCUUCAGUUGAACAUUUAUUUUCCCCCAUAAACUGUAUCAUUUUACAACCCCACACUACUAUCGCUGGAUCUCGGAGCUUCGAAAUAGAAGCAUCACCGGAAACUGGUAUCUGUGGUGAGAAGCAUCUUUGUACAGCUCUGUAGAGGUCAUUGGUGUGGUCGCUUCCGUUAGCUUUCUUUAAUUGAGCACAAGAGGGCGCGUUACAUCCUCUACGUACAAGUCUAUGCGUUGCUGCUGAAAAUGACAAAUUUCCCGAUACAUUCCGACGAUAUUUUAGUGUCUUUCGAAUUUUCGAUAAAUGACAAUAUAUCGUUGAUUCCAAGAUAAAUUACAGCAACAACGGAAGGAAGAUCAACUUUUGUUAUGGGGGAAAGACUGACUGGGAAUUGUUCUAUUUGUUUCUGAGAAUCUCCAAAACAGUGGAGGGCCGGGGAUCACCUAACAGAUACAGAGUCUCAGACUCAGAGAGAGAGAGAGCUGUGUCUGUAGCCCUACGGCUAGGCGGGAUUGAUCGGGGCGGCCGCGCUGGGCCUGGGGCCGGGCUCGAGUUGGCCACUGCACUUUACCUGUUGAAUGUAUUAGCCGUUUGGUUACAUGUACUUCAAGAUGGCAGAUUAUGGUAGUGGCAAACAACAUGGGCAGGAUAAAGGGUUUGAAUGCCCUGCAUGCAAGAUGAAAUUCAGUUUCCGAACAAACCUGAAUCGCCAUAAACGAACAAUCCAUAAAAAGGAGACAAAGAGAGAGAGGACCUCCUGCACCAUUCCUGGAUGCACUGCAAAGUUCUAUCAUCAAACCAAAUUAUUGUCUCAUCUUGAAGUGGUUCAUGGUAAACAUAUAGACAAGACAGAGUUAACCUUUUCAUCAAUGGACAAGUUUUUCAUGUGGAAGAUGCAGGAGGAAGCACAAAAUUUUGUUUGUUUCACAAAACAGCGAGGAUGUGUGACUCAUAGUUCUGUUACUCACCAACACUAUAUCUGCCAAAGAGAUGGAAGUUCAAGGAGCCACACAUCCAAGAAUCAACCAGGCAGAAAAACGAGAAGGAAACUUCAGAAAGGUGUUAUCAAAACAGAUUUGGUGUGUCCAGCUAGAAUGUUGCUUCGGCAGUGCAAAAAGACAGGAAGAGUGGAUGUUUCAUAUUACAAGUCACACUCUCAUGCUAUCUCACCCAGUGACCUUGUGCACCAUCCUCUCCCAGAAUCAGUGCGGAAGGACAUCAGAAGCAAGCUUGAGUCUGGCUCUACUGUCAACCAAAUCUACCAGGAAUUUCAAAACCCAAGCCCUGGCCUUCAAUCUUCAUCCACCAUUUAUGACCACAGACUAAAGCUUAUAAACAAAUCUCAAAUUCGUGCCAUUCAGCGUCAGCUUCAAAAGAGUAAACCAGUCCAACCUCCAUCUGAUACUGCAUACAAUGUUGUGGUAGAGGUCCUCCAAAUGGCUGAUACUUGUAAUACCAAAGUCAGAAGAGAAAAUCAUGAUGAACAAACAUCUUUGCAACAAACUACCCCAUUGGAUAUAAAUACUGAAAGAGGUAACAUUGCACAGGAAGUACUAUUAUCACAACCUAUGGCUAAUCCUCUUGGUGAAACUACCAUUCCUCCUGAUUAUGUAUCUAGGCUUCAAGGAUUGCUAAGUGAUAUACUGGUACUGAUGGAGAAUGAGAACAUUAGAAAAUCUAUGUUGCCUUAUGUGAUGGGUAAUCUGGAAGGCAUGCUGUCUCUCUGUCAUCAAGAAGCAAACUCUCUCAAUGUGAGGCAUGUUGAAGAAGUGAUAUCAGUUCAAAAACCAAGUUAGCAUUUUGGAAACAUUGAAUCAUUAUUACCCUACAAGACAUAUCAUUGGCAUAGUAAAAACACCAAAACCCAUUGAUGGCUAUCAUGUAAUGAUAAUAUUAGGAACUAUCAUCCCAUACUGCAGGUAUUUCUGAAUAUCUACUAUGAUAAUAAGCACUCUGCUGAACAUUAGUAUUGAAUGUUUGGUCCUUUGUGCAAUAUUUGUUUUAACUUUACCUGGCCAAAAAAAAAGAUAUUUAAAUGACCUUGGCAUUUGAGACAGUAUUUCAGCUUCUUCAGAACUUUUCCAUGAUGUCUGUAUUUCUGUAAAGAAUUGGAUUCAAAUUUGAAAGAGAUUGCAAUGUAUGAACUUAAUGCCUUCUCUGUUUCAUUUGUGCAUACUGCCAUCUUGUGUUCAUUUUUUAAAGUGUCAUAUAACUUAUGUGGUUUAAUGAUAGGUAGCUGGUAUCUAAACAGAAACGGGUUAAAAAAUAAAGACGAGUAGAAGACAUCCCCCACACACAUUAUUUAUUCACUUUUAGAUUCUAAUUCAAUCCUUUCUGUUUGAACAGGUAGGAAACUAUUACACUUUUAGUUUCUGGCAAUAGUUCAAUAAAAAACAACACCCUUAAAUAAUGAAAGCAUCUUAUAAUAUUAAAGAUUUAUAUAACAUUUUACAAAACAUACAGUGUACACUUAAACUUUUGGUUGAAACCAUUGAUCAAUUCCUCCUUCUUCAUCAUGGAUCACAGUUUAUUCUGUACUCAGAAGAUAAUAAAAUUUAAUUUUCCCCUGA
Lytechinus pictus (painted urchin) is the source of this 2693-nucleotide messenger RNA. RefSeq lists its product as uncharacterized. Lineage: Eukaryota; Metazoa; Echinodermata; Echinoidea; Temnopleuroida; Toxopneustidae. The record is from RefSeq and is a predicted model, not a curated record. The coding region runs from base 723 to 1919 and encodes 398 amino acids. The transcript is spliced from 4 exons.